Molecule: messenger RNA, 4779 nt
Organism: Arctia plantaginis
Lineage: Eukaryota; Metazoa; Arthropoda; Insecta; Lepidoptera; Erebidae
Source: the annotation of a GenBank genome assembly
AUGCCUGAUCGGGAGUCGGUGGGAGGUCCUGGGAGUGCAGGCAGCGGUGGUUUCCUUCCACUACAAUUUCCUUCGGCGUUUGCUGCAUUCCAUGCUUCGACUCCUCCCGGUGCUCCUGCUACAGCUAUGCACCACGCUACGCAUUAUCAUCAUCAUGCCCAGUUAGCAGCGGCUGCAGCAGCUGCGGCUGGUGCAACUAGCGAGCUGAGCUACCUCGCAGCUCUCCAUCCAGCGUACCGGCCGGUACCUUAUGACCAUGCUCUUUAUGGAGCUAAUACGCUUAGAGGUUUAGAGUACUUAAGUGCAGCCAGGAGUCUGCAUCCAGAACUGCAUGCUGGUAGUACUCUUGCCAGCCAGGAUUUUCAACUUAGUUUAGAAGGAUCAAGAAUAGCCUCCCCAACCCGGCUAAGGUUAUCUGGCGGUGCUAUCGGCGCUUCAGCCAAUCGCAAGAGAGCGGUUUCCUGGAGUCCAUAUUCCGCCGAAUCAUUAGACCUUGCGGCGGUAAUCAGGGCCUCACCAGCUAGUUUAGCUGUUCGAGCACCUUCGGCGGCUUCUACGGGCAGCUAUGGCCAUCUUAGUGCUGGUGCGAUAUCCCCGGCGCUUUCCCUCUCACACGCCUCCUUGGCGCAGCAAUUGCUUGCGCGAGGUGGAGUGGUUGGCAGUAGUGGGGUCUUAGCGGGCGGAGUGUUAAUGGACCCCGCUCACCAACAAGCGGCUGCCGCGGCGGCGCAUCACGCGGCACAUGCGCAUCUUGUAGCCGGAAUUCAUAGAUCUCACAUCUCAUCGCCCACGCAGCUCCUGAUGGGCGCUCCAGUAGAUGUGCGACCAGGUCUAACCUUAGAUGGGACGCCACCGCAGCAUCUACAGCAGCCACAGCAACAGCAAGAAGUCACCAGUGUAAUGGAAGCUGACAGUGCUACAGGUAUGACGCAGCGCAAAUCUCCUCAAAGUCUAAUGGGCCACCGAGACAGUCUUCACAGCAAUAAGCCAUUAUCUGCAGCGGCUGAGAGCACCGUACACGAUGGACUCGACUCUAAAGAUGAGCCCGGAGAUUUCAUUGAAACCAAUUGCCACUGGGUGGAUUGUAAGCUAGAAUUUCCAACACAAGAUGAUCUAGUGAAGCACAUUAACACGGAUCAUAUCCACGCAAGCAAGAAGGCGUUCGUUUGCCGAUGGGUUGGUUGCUCCAGGGAUGAAAAGCCGUUCAAAGCGCAGUACAUGCUUGUUGUACAUAUGAGGAGACAUACUGGAGAGAAACCGCAUAAGUGUACCUUCGAAGGUUGCUGUAAAGCUUACUCCCGAUUGGAAAACUUGAAGACACAUCUUCGAAGUCAUACCGGCGAGAAGCCAUACACCUGCGAGUAUCCUGGUUGCGCCAAGGCUUUCUCCAACGCUAGUGACAGGGCUAAACACCAGAACAGGACGCAUAGCAAUGAAAAACCGUAUGUCUGCAAAGCGCCCGGUUGCACUAAGCGCUAUACUGAUCCUUCUUCAUUACGCAAACACGUGAAAACUGUACACGGAGCUGAGUUCUACGCUAGCAAGAAGCACAAAGGAUGUAGUCGAGGAGACGACUCAGCAGAAUCUGGCGGUGGUGGAGCGGGCUCCUCACCGCGCUCAGAAGAAGGAGGAGUACCUAUUGGAGUCAGAGGACAUACAUCGUCGGCGUCGGUCAAGAGCGAGAGCCCCGCGUCUCCAAUACCGCAUGGGCUGCAUACGCCUGCUCAUCAGGUAAUGAUGAUGUUAUCAGCUCAAUGUGGUGGGGAGUUAGACUUCGGUGGAUCUGGUCUUGGUGGCUUUGGUGAUGAACAUGGUGCUCCGUACUUUAGAUUGGAUGGAGAGGUUGAACAAGAAGUGGUUGGUGAAGUGGGACAGCUUCCUCUGAUGCUCCGUGCUAUGGUGGCGAUUGGUUCUCCACGAGCCCACCACCACGCGCCGCGCAUUGGAAACAAAAUGUGUGUGGCUAGGUUACUACCUCCACACCCUGAUAUUGCUUCAGGUGGUGUACCAGGACGGACAGAGCUUGGUAAUACCAACGUGGCUGUAGAACUGAAGACAGGAGUUCCUAAUACUAGACGAGAUUCUGGAAUUUCUUCUGGAAGCAGUCUGUACAGUGCAAGGUCAUCAGACAUAUCUCGCAAAAGCAGUCAAGCAUCGGUAGUAUCUGGAGCUGUGGCUGCAACAGCCAGCGUCGCUGUGCGGCCGCAACACGUGUCGCAACAUACUACAGUAUACGACCAGCUCUCGCCUGAUAGUAGUAGAAGAUCUAGUCAAGUGUCGUGCGUGGGUUAUGCCCCAGCGCCCUCCUCUGCUCUCGCCGCCGUGCAAGCCGUCAGAACAUCCCAAGGCAAUCAGGCCGUACUCCUCCGAGGAGUAACAUGCUCCGAGGUUCGAGCUGAGGAACUAGCGCUGGAGCUUGACCCGAACGUACAGGUUAAGGAAGAGGCUAGGAGGUUGUCAGAACAGUCCAAUUUGAGCGACCAGCAGUACCAACAAUACCCUUGUGCUACUGAUGAUGUGGGUGACGCCCCCUUCCCUUUCAAGACGGAGGAUGAUCAGGAGACGGUGACUUUUAAGGAAUCGCGCUCAAAUUCCACAAACACCGUGGUCAUCACAACCGCGCAAGUCCACCACCCUAACCAGGAGGUCAAUCUGGAACAGGUUGCCGAAGGCGAAAUGGUGGAGAAUAAGCUGGUAAUACCAGAUGAAAUGAUGCAAUAUCUUAACCAAUCAAUAUUGGCAACGGAAUCGGCAACACCAGCUAAAACUGACUCCACCAAUCAGCCUGAACCAGAGACGAACACAGAAAAGGAUAGUGCAACCAAAGACAAUACUACUAGUGAUUUAACUAACACGAACAAUUCCGGUGACAAAAUCAGUGACGUUGCAAACAGUGAUGAUUCUCUACUUAAAAACCUAGGUGCCAUAGGAAGUGAUCUCAACAUAAGUGAUAUUCCAGUCGAUUUAAGAUCCUUAGACGUUAGUAUGUCGGGUAAUAGUGGGUCUUUACUGAACUCUAAAUCCCCUGAAGAUAAGACUCCAUUACAAGAACAAGUUAUUCCUGAAGUCCCAAUUGAAAAAUGUGAAAAAGAGUUUACGAAACAGGCGUCAAGUAAAGUUAGUUCAAACCCAUUGCAAUCUUUACAGACAAUGACGGCGAAUCAAAAUGAACAAACUAAUAGAAUGCGAUCAAAUCAAAUACCUCAGAAACAAACUACAAUAAGUCCGAAAACUGUAGUUAUGAGUCAGAAUGUUCUAAGCCCACAGAAUUUGGCGCACAGCAUGCUCAGUCCACAGAGUCUUCCUCAUAGUGCUAUGAGUCCCCAAAGUGUCAUGAGUCCUCAUGUACCUCAUAACGUGAUGAGCCCACCAAGCGUUUACAAUGUUAUGAGUCCGCAAAGUGUUAUGAGUGUUAUGUCGCCACAACACAACGCCAUGAGUCCUCAAAGCAUGCAAAGCCUAAUGAGUCCACAAAUGCCUAAUCAAAUUAUAAUGAGUCCCAGACAUAACAAUAUUGGAAGCCCAAUGUCUCAAAAUAUGGCAAGUCCAAUGGUGAAUAUGACUAGUCCUAUGCCUCAAAAUAUAGCUAGUCCAUUAAGCCAUGGUAUGCCUAGUCCAAUGCAUCCAGGACUCCAAAGCCCUAUGGGACAAGGUAUGACCAGUCCUAUGGUACAAAAUAUACCAAACAUGGCCAUGAAUGGACAAAUUUCUAAUCAAAAUCAGAUGAUGAAUAUGAAUAUGAAUCAGGGCCCUCAGGGGGCUGUCAAUCAGAAUUAUAUGAAUUAUCGCCAUAACUGUAGUUCCAAGGUACCUGUUCAGAACAGACCUAAUUUCAACCAAUAUCAAAAUCAGAACUACAACCAACUGCCUACAUACCCAGCUCAAAACCAAAACGUAAUGAGAAGUCAAAACAUGCAACAGUAUCAAAUGAUGCAGCAAUACAACCAAAAUCAAAUGCCCAUGCAUCCCAUGGGGAACCAACCCAUGGUUUACAAUAACCAGAUGAAUUAUCAACCCGUAAAUUAUACUAACCAAAGCAACCAAAUGCAUUCAUUGCAAAUGUCAAGAUCAUCGGUAAUGAGCGUUGAUAACAGUGGUAAUAUGAGUCGCGGGACAAUGAAUAAUUAUUGCGAACAGCAAAAUCAAUGCCCACCACAACAGAAUGAACAAUACAACCAAAAUAUGCAAUCUUAUCCUCAACCUCCCCCGUAUAAUACCGUUGUUAACGCUGCAAACGUCAUGGGGCCGCCUCCACCUAAGAAUAAUCAUCAGUACAACCAAACAAUGAUGAAUAACAACCAGUAUUACAAUCACCAGAGGCCCUACAACCAGUGGGACUAUCCAGGUAAUCAGUUCAACAAACAUAACAUGCAGAAAUCUGCUCAGAAUUCUAUGAAUAUGUCCACUGGAAGUCAGAAGCCUAUAAACGGAACAAGAGCUUCUGUAAAUCAGAUGAAAAAUGACCAACAAACUGACUGCAGUAUGAACAGUUUAAGGAGUCAGAAUAACCAGGCUAGUGAUGUUCAGGUGUGGGAUAUAUCUCAGUCUCAAAUAGAAGCAACAAAUGGUAGAAAAAAGAAUCAAAAUAGCACAAUGCGCCAGGACACGUAUCAAAGAACAUUAGAGUACGUAGAAAGUUGUGAAAAUUGGAAAAGUUCUGAAAUGGUAUCUAGUAGUACACAUCCGUUGCAAGGUGGUGACAACAUGGUUGUGAAUGAUUUACAAACAUCAUUAUCUUCAUUUUAUGAAGAGAAUCAAUACCUCCAGAUGAUACAGUAG